AUGUCUGUCUUGAGCAAUAUGAUCGCUUCGGGCGCAUUCGUCGUGUCGACCAGAAAGUCAUCGCGUGUCGCGUGUACGUUCUCCGGUGUCAGUGGUGGUAUCAGGCGUGGUGGUCUGCCAAGGUUAGAUGGAAGUCCUAAGUUCGACGCCCAACUGUUUGGGUCCGGACCGAAAGUAGGCAAACGGCACCACGAUACGAGGAACAGCUUGUUGUCGACCGAAAGUGCUGGAGGAGAUGAAGAAAUCGAAGAUGAUGAGUCCAGUUCUUGGUUGGACAAUGCGGAAGAGAGUUUCACCGCAUGCAAUGAUGCUGAUUUCGACGUCGAAUCUGAGAUAGAUCUCAGUGCAGAGAGAUUGUUGGCUGUAUUGGCGGAGGUAAGUCCUGGUGGCACACACAAAGACAAGGGAAAAGGCAAAGUCACAGCUGAGGCUGAGAUCGAGGGGAAUGAUAACGUCGAUAACGAGUGGCCGGAAGAAUGGGAUCCAUGA
Molecule: messenger RNA, 489 nt
Organism: Suillus bovinus
Lineage: Eukaryota; Fungi; Basidiomycota; Agaricomycetes; Boletales; Suillaceae
Exons: 2
Coding region: 1-489 (162 amino acids)
Source: RefSeq, a predicted model, not a curated record